AUGUCUUGCCCUAACUACUGCUCUGGAAACAACAGCUCAGGCUCCCUCAGAAACUCCUGCCAUAUUCCUUUCACCACCUCCGUUGCCCUCUGCUCUACCAAUGUGAGCUGUGGAGAUGUCCUCUGUUUACCCAGUAGCUGUCAAGACCGCACCUGGCUCACGGACAACUGCCAAGAGUCCUGCGGUGAGCCAACCAGCUGCCAGCCAACCAACUGUGAGACCGGCAACCUUGAAAACUCUUGCUGUUCUUCUGCUUACUAUGUUCCCAGACCCUGCCAAGGAACCCAUUUUCUUCCUGCUUCUUCCUUCAUCUCCAGCUCCUGCCUUCCGGUAUCCUAUAGACCUCAGAACUACGUGUCCAGCAGCUGUCGUCCACUGGGCCCCCUGCUCAAUAGCUGCCAGCCCAUAGGAGGCUGUGUGUCUGGUGUCUAUCGCCCACAAACCUGCUUAUCCAACAUCUGCCAACCCCAGAGCCUCCUCACUUAUGGAUGCCGACCCUUGGGUUGCUUGGCCUAUGGUCCCCAAACACUUCAUGUUGUGUCCAGCAGACUUAGACCUCUGGGGCCUCUGUCCAGUGGUUGCCAACCUUCUACCCAUGUCUUCAACACGUGUCAUCCAUCUUGCUCUGCAUUGGGUGGCCAGUAG
Carlito syrichta (Philippine tarsier) is the source of this 645-nucleotide messenger RNA. RefSeq names its product keratin-associated protein 26-1. The coding region runs from base 1 to 645 and encodes 214 amino acids. The transcript has a single exon. Lineage: Eukaryota; Metazoa; Chordata; Mammalia; Primates; Tarsiidae. Gene Ontology annotation, molecular function: structural molecule activity. The record is from RefSeq and is a predicted model, not a curated record. Gene Ontology annotation, cellular component: keratin filament.